This is a messenger RNA of Paramecium primaurelia, 346 nucleotides long. The record is from the annotation of a GenBank genome assembly. Lineage: Eukaryota; Ciliophora; Oligohymenophorea; Peniculida; Parameciidae.
AAUGUAAAGAGAAGAGUAGAAAGCAUAAAAAAAUAAAGCAUUAUAUUAAUCCCAAAUUGAAUAAAGUUAUGAAGAAUAAGAAGCAUACUCUCCAUAACCUUAAAGAAAUAAAUCAUUUUCAGUUCAACUAUCCCCAGUUUAAUAAUCGAUAGUAAAAACCUAACCCUAUGAUUAUAUGAAUAAACCAUUAAAAUUACCUCCAAUUAGUGAUAGAAUUGUGGCCUUCACAAAUCCAACAAACAAUAAACUACAGCUUCGAGAGAAUCCUUUAGGUUUUUAAUCCUAAGAUUAGGAUAAGACAUUAAAGAUGAUAUAAAAGUAACCAGCAUUGAGAUUAUUUGUUUGA